Clupea harengus (Atlantic herring) is the source of this 2316-nucleotide messenger RNA. RefSeq names its product membrane-spanning 4-domains subfamily A member 4D-like. NCBI's taxonomy places the organism in Eukaryota, Metazoa, Chordata, Actinopteri, Clupeiformes, Clupeidae. Gene Ontology annotation, cellular component: membrane. The record is from RefSeq and is a predicted model, not a curated record.
ACUAUUUAUAAAAAGAUAGCGCAGUAAAGAGCACACACUGACGGACACACAUUGCUCUUGGCCACAACCAUUUUCAAACAAUAGACUCGGAGAGACUCGGAGUUGUUGAGACCUCUGUUGAUGAAGAUGUCCACCAGUGUUGCCUCUGGUAAUGGCUUAGUGGUCGUUACACAUGUGUACCGAGAACAAGACGCCUUGAGGGGAGAUGCUCCACCACGUGUGGUGUUUCCACCAGUUUCCUCAGUGCUACACAACGGUGCCCUAAGAGGAGCUCCACCACAGGAUGGCGCUGUUGUGGCACUCUUCCAUUUGUUAGAAACAUUUGUGAGAAGACAGAAGACCACACUGGGAACAGUUCAGAUACUGAUCGGUGUGGUUGUGUUCCUGUUCGGCAUUGUGACAACAGUUGAUGCCACGGCCGUAAUGUCAACAAUGAGUGGAAUCAUGUUCUGGGGCUCACUAAUACAUGUCAUUGCUGGCUUUCUAACUGUUGCAGCUGAGAAGAAGCACAGUCAGAGUUGGGACAGGGCAUUGUUGAUUAUGAAUAUCUUCAGCUCCGUAACUGCAGCAGUUGCCGUACUUCUCUAUUGCUUGGACCAAAGUGCUGAUGUCUACUGGCGCACUCGGAGCAGGGUCCAUGGGAUUUCUGGUGUUAUGUUGGUUUUGUCUCUACUGGAGUUCACGGUCUCAGCUGCUGUAUCAGUUUUUACUUACAAAGUCAUCUUCCCCUCCACCCCUGAGAUCAUGGCAUACAAUAUUUCAACUCAAGAGGCCCAGUAUGAGCCCCCACCUUAUGUUGCUGCCACCACAGUGGACACCUCUGAGACCAAGUUUUUCCCACCUGCCGUUGUUCCUCCUCAUCCUAGCAGCGGUGACAAAUCUGAAGAUCUUCCCUCGACUGCUUAAGCAUGGGUCACAUAGCAGGAUCAUGAAACUGAUAAGACUGUGGCUUUAGAAGUUAACUAGGCAGUUGUAUGCAUUGCACUUAAGCUUGAUGAAUUUUCAUUUAACUAGGGUAUGCACUUUUGUGAGUGAAGACAAUGUCACAACUAUCAGAGAUGGGAGAAGCAUCAAUAUUUCCUGUAUUUGUCUACAAAGGGCUUAUCAUGUAGAUCAUUAGAUGAUGUGUGUAUGUGUUUUUGGCGCUUCCUCAGAUGAAAUGGUUUAUGGUCAACAGACUUAUUCAGUCUCCAUGGGACACACAUUGCUUGCCCUCUCUAUACAAAUAGUCAAUGAACACAGUAACAAUGUAUUGAUUCAGUCCCUUCUAGAUUUCCUUUAAUAGUACUACAACAAACAAGCUUAUAAAUAUUUCAAGGAGACUUAUUUUAAUUAUUAUGAUGAAACCCACUCUUUUCACCUCUUCAUGUGUGCAACAUGGUCGUGCAGAAAUAGUCAUACCAUACCCUCUGAAUUUGAGGAACCAUGACACAAAGUGCUACCCACUACAGUAGGCAUAUAGUGGCAGCAAGGCUAAAUAAUAUUGCUGUUGUGAUGUUUGUAAUGUUUCACAAAUUUGUCUCAUCAUUUAGGUCGAGGUCAAUAUAGUGAAAGGAAGAAUUCUGUUCCCUUUCCCCAGGCUCUGUAAUGAAUAAGAAAGGUUAAAAAAUGACUAACAGUCUGUCUAAUUAAUUAGCAUACAAUCUCUCAGUCAAUUACAUCUCAGAGUACAAUGCACGUGUUGAUGUGAUUGAAGAGGGUGAAUGUAUUUGAUAUACAAUCUAUAUAUACUACCCUCCAAAAGUUUGAAAAUGCUUCACAUUUUUACAUUAUCUAAUAUAUAAUAUGGCCCUAGAGAUCAUUGAGGUCACUGAGGUCUGGACCAUAGUAUUUUUUUCUAAGCAGAAUGUACUCUAAAAACGUUUUGUAUUUUUCCAACCGAAGUUCUGGUAUAGGCUGAUUUAGUAAUUUAAUCAAACACUUUGAGUUGUUGCUUUGACUUGAGACUGAUUUGACUGACUUGGUUUAGUUUCCUCUAUUCAUAUUCUUGUGAUGCACCACUUAGAUGGCCUUUGCCCUCUUUCUGGUCAGAGCAUUUUUCACUCCUGCUAAAUGUGUCUUUUUGCACUCAGAAGCAUCAACAGGUUCAAAUAUGUUUAAAAGAUAACAGAUUAUUUGUGUCAUUGUUGUGAUUUGUAGGUUUUCUUUGUUCAUACAAUGUUCUCUAGACCUUAGUAUUUCAAAGACUUUGCAUACAGUCAUGUAUACACCCUAUUAUGUGAUUCCUUCAUAUUGGUAAGUGACAACACAAGUUAAUGAUUCAUAUUUGAUUAAAUAUGACUUAAUAAAAUAAUUUGGAUUCAAUAACAAAAAAAA